This is a messenger RNA of Rosa rugosa (rugosa rose), 2084 nucleotides long. RefSeq names its product protein HESO1-like. Gene Ontology annotation, biological process: RNA 3'-end processing. Gene Ontology annotation, molecular function: nucleotidyltransferase activity. The transcript is spliced from 10 exons. The record is from RefSeq and is a predicted model, not a curated record. The coding region runs from base 139 to 1578 and encodes 479 amino acids. NCBI's taxonomy places the organism in Eukaryota, Viridiplantae, Streptophyta, Magnoliopsida, Rosales, Rosaceae.
CAACCCCAAAAGCAAUCAAGCGGGAGAGGGACGCUCUCUGUUUCUCUCUAUGCCUCCCAGAAGAGGGAUUUGCGAGACUUGAAUUUGAUCCAUAAUAAUCCCAACUAGUCUAGUAGUACUAUAGAUAGUCAGAUAGAGAUGGCAUUGAGCCGCACUGAACUGCUAAAUGAAGCAAAGAAGCUUGAGUUACAAGGAUUACAGAAAUAUUUGAUCUCUCCUCUAUGUAUGCCUAAACUUGAUCAACUACUUAAUGAUGUGUAUGCGGCUCGCCGUCCGAAGCCAAUUGAUUAUCGCAAUCGAAGAGAUUUGAUUCGUAUUUUCAAUGCCAUCUCCAAAGAAUUAUAUGGCAAUAUUGGCAAUUCUCCUGUUGUGGAGGUCUAUGGCUCUUUUGUGAUGGAUUUGUUCAGUGAUGAAAGUGAUCUUGAUCUCUCUGUUAAUUUCAGCAACAGUGUAGGCGAUCUUCCUCGAGAUAUGAAGAUCAAAACUCUUCGGAAGUUUGCUAAAAAGUUUUUGUCUCUUCAAAGGGCAGGGCAUGUUGCUGGUGUACAGACGAUUGUGAGUGCUAGGGUUCCUAUAAUCAAGCUUAUAGACUGUGGAACCGGAAUUGAGUGUGAUUUAUCAAUUGAGAACAGGGAUGGCAUUGUAAAAUCCCAGAUUGUCUACAUAAUAUCUAGAAUUGACGGAAGGUUUCAGAAACUGAGUUUUAUGAUGAAAGCCUGGGCAAAAGCACAUAAUAUCAACUGUCCCAAAGAUCGAACUCUGAGCUCUUUUGGCAUAAUAUCUUUGGUUGCUUUUCAUCUGCAGACUCGAGAUCCGCCAAUAUUACCUCCAUUAUCUACUUUGUUUGAAGAUGGAACUGAUCCUGCAACUGUGAUGAAAAGAGUAGAUACUUAUUUGGAGUUUGGAAAAAGAAACAAAGAAUCCGUGGCAGACCUUUUCUUUACCCUGUUAGUCAAGGUAGCAUCAGCUGAAAAGCUGUGGCAGAAAGGUCUAUGUGCAAGUCUGUACGAAGGAUCGUGGACAUCAAAAUUAUGGGAUCCUCAUUAUAAUGCUAUAAAUGUUGAGGAUUUCACAGAUCCAUCUCAAAAUGUUGCAAGGGCAGUAGGAACAGGAGAAUUUCAAGAGAUCUAUAGGUGUAUUCAUUCUUCUCUCAGUCACCUGUUAGCAUUUUCAGACAACCAGAUGGAGGGAAACAACUUGGUGGAACUUUUGUUUGGCACGAAGUCAGUAUACAGCCCGAGCAAAGCUAAGCAUCCUCCACUCCUUAAUGGUCACCAGACAAAGCGGAUGCGAGUAAGUAGAGGCUGGGAAGAAAACCAGCCAGAGGAAGGCUGGAAAGGAAAGCAAACUCAAGGUUCAGGAACAGCACAGCACGUGGAAGUUAGAGGAGGAAGCCAACAAGCUGAUGGCCCAGUAGGAACGAUGCAAGUAGAUGGUUUGGGAGGAGCACAGCAAUCCCAUGAUGAAGCAACUUCAAACCUAAAUGUUAAAGAUGAAACUCCAGUAGUUCAUACUCAAACUCCGCUGGUCGGCACAUUGUGCAAUUCAAUUUCUCCCCACACUCCGCUAGUUUCUUAACAAACUCCCUUGGUGGCUUCAAAUUCAGGUAAUAAAAUGUUCAUUAUGGUUCAACGAAGCUCCCCGCUCCUAACCAAAAUAUAAUAGGUCUUGAGAGUUCUAUUGCAUUUCCAACAAUCUGCCUUUGCUUCCCAGCAAAAUUCUUAGGUUAGAUGGGUCACAUAGGCUAGAUUAACCUGUUCUGGUGCCGCAUCAGUACCAUCUCAUACACACAGCGGCCACAAUCAGUUUACAGGCAAUUGUGUUCAUCUCACACCAAUCAAGGAUCAUUGGGUAUACCAGAUUGGACUGUACUAUUUGAAUUAGAUUAUGUUGUAGUCCAUUGUUCGACUACAAUUGUAUUAUGUGGUGUUGUACUAGAUUAAGUCGAGUUAGUUGUACUUUGUAAAUGCGUAGAUGCAGUAUUGGAUUGAACUAAUCAUUUGUUACUUUGAGUUACCAACUAUGCUGUUCAGUCUGUUCAUUGAUGAUCAAUAAAGAAAAAAACAAUUAUACAUUCUGCAGUA